This is a messenger RNA of Dromiciops gliroides (monito del monte), 1287 nucleotides long. RefSeq names its product ubiquitin-fold modifier conjugating enzyme 1 (gene UFC1). Lineage: Eukaryota; Metazoa; Chordata; Mammalia; Microbiotheria; Microbiotheriidae. Gene Ontology annotation, molecular function: UFM1 conjugating enzyme activity. Gene Ontology annotation, biological process: protein K69-linked ufmylation. The record is from RefSeq and is a predicted model, not a curated record. The transcript has 6 exons. Gene Ontology annotation, cellular component: cytoplasm. The coding region runs from base 504 to 938 and encodes 144 amino acids.
CCUCAAGAUGCGGCUGUUUGAGGGAAACUGGAAGAGUGGAAGAGAAGGCUUUCUCCCCCCGAGCCGAGGGCCUCGCGGACCCUGAUCGUCUCCCCGCCUAGGCGUUAGUGGGGCGCCUGCGGGAACGUGACGUGUCCCUCCUGCCCUCAGUUCUGUGGUGCUCAACUCCCGGUGCCCCGCUUCUCCAUUUCCUCGGGCCGAAAGGCUGAGUAACGACCUGGGAGGCCAGUAGCCUCGGGCAGGGAGCUCCCAGAGAGCCCGAGGGAGGGGAGGGUCCAGAAAGAGGCGUGGCGCCCGCUUCGGCCGGCUGAGGGGUUUGGUCCGGGGGGCGGCCGCUCGGCCCUCUUCUUGAGCCUUGGACGGAUCGAUGACCCCCCCCCCUUUCCUCGCCCCGACCUCGUCUCCAGCUGCACGCUUGGCCGCCCACUGGACGUUUCACCCAGAGGCCCCUGGAGGAGAAAGGCACCGGGCAGCCCAAAGCAGACGUGUCCAGAGCAGAACUCAUGGUCUUGUCCGUUUCACCCACGCUUUCUCCAGAUGUUCCUGUUCUGUGCCGGGGCCGAAAGUAUGUGGAGAAUAACAAGAAUGCUGACAAUGACUGGUUUCGACUGGAGUCCAACAAGGAAGGGACUAGAUGGUUUGGAAAAUGCUGGUACAUCCAUGACCUACUCAAGUAUGAAUUUGACCUGGAGUUUGAUAUCCCGAUUACAUAUCCCUCUACUGCACCAGAGAUUGCUGUCCCUGAACUGGAUGGAAAGACAGCAAAGAUGUAUAGGGGUGGCAAAAUAUGUCUAACUGAACACUUCAAACCCUUGUGGGCUAGGAAUGUGCCAAAGUUUGGACUGGCUCAUCUCAUGGCUCUGGGGUUGGGCCCUUGGCUGGCAGUAGAGAUCCCAGACUUGAUCCAGAAGGGGGUGAUCCAGCACAAAGAGAAGUAAUGCCUCUGCCUGAACUUCUGAUGUACUUGGCUCCUGCCUCCUUCUGCUCUCACCACCUUCACCCACCCAGCUGAUAGAGUUGGCCUUCUCUGCCUCUUGCCAUGACGUUGCAGUGACUGGGCCUCUGGGUUGCAUUGCUACAAAUAAGCUUUGCCCUUACUGUAUGCUGGGACUCAUAGUCUGGCAUCACUUGGGGACAGCUGGCAGACACUGGGACCAUGAUUCCACCACUUCCUCAUUACUUGGAAAGAUGUGAAGAUCCUGGAGAGAUGCAACAUGAAAAUUUAUGUCACUUUAUCUGCUGGAGGCAGUAGCUAUGUCCUCCUUGAAUAAAAGCUACUUCCCCUGA